AUGAGCUUUCUUUUCUCUCUGCGUCCACCGGAUGACAUGCCGUUGGUGCCGCCGCAGCUGAGUUACCUUACUGAGUACGUUCUCUCCCCAUUUUAUGACUUGGUUGCACUUUACUACCCCACGUGGUGGGAUCCAAAUAAAUUGACGUUGUUUGGGAUUCUUAUGACUCUCCUCUCAUCGUUUCUGCUUCUCACUGGAAUGCCGCCAACGACGUUGUUUGAGCCACCGUACGCCACCCUGCGUCCCGCAAGCCUUUUGCUGGAGGCGGAUUCAAAAUGGCUAAAUUCUCCUGCUCCUACGCCGCUGCAUCCAGCCGCACUGCGUCCGCUUUGGAGUUCUGUUUUCCCCUCUAGCAAUUGGAUGCUGUUUUUCUGCGGCCUCCUGAACGGCAUCUACUGCGUUGCUGAUAACACCGACGGACGUCUUGCCCGUCGGCUGAAGAAGACAAGCAACAUUGGGGAAUACCUUGACCACGGCCUGGAUUGUGUGACCUCGCUGCUUUCAACUUGUGUCGGUAUGUCUGUGAUUGGAAUAUCAUUCUCGAACAUUGCUUUCACCGUUGUGACUAUAGCCCUUGCCACAGUUUUCUCGCACAUAUUGAACUACGAGAAACACAUUUUUAUUUGGGGCAAUCGAUUUAUCUCUGUAGACGAGGCGAUGGUCUUUUUUUGUGUCGUAAACUGGAUUCCAAUUGCCUUUCCAGGGGUUCCCGGCGCAAAGGUGUCACCGGCUCUCUUGUACGCCGUGUUGCCUGAGCCGUGGGCGCAGGCACUGCUGCCUCUUCGCUACAUUGAGGUUUUGAUGAUUAUUUAUUGGGCCUCCCAGAUCUAUGUCAUUCUGGGCAUUGCUAGCAAAAACUGGAAGAUGCUUUUUCGGCUCACCACGUUGGCCGUGCUUUGCAACUCUGCCCUGCUGCUCGGCGUUAUUCCCUACCACACGCAGCACCUCCUGACGGUUGGUUCCGCAGGAUAUGCCUUGGGGCCGUUCUCGUACGUGGCGCUCUGGUUCAUCACUGUCGCAUCCACCUCUAGCACGGUUGUUCACACGCUCGUUUACGCCCAUUGCCUUCGGUUGCCCCGCGUCGAUGCGUCCGCGCUUGCGGGUCUUUUUUUUGUCUGGCCCGUCUUUCUCUGUUGCCCUGCGGCUGGGAUGCUGAUCUCUGUCGUCUGGCAUAUUGCGCAAAUUGUCUGCUAUGUGAGGAGCCUCCAAAGCCACCAUGAUGCGGCAUCGCGAAGGCUGAAAGCGGCAUAA
Messenger RNA from Trypanosoma conorhini, 1251 nucleotides. RefSeq names its product putative ethanolamine phosphotransferase. The record is from RefSeq and is a predicted model, not a curated record. Bases 1 to 1251 code for a protein of 416 amino acids. Gene Ontology annotation, molecular function: phosphotransferase activity, for other substituted phosphate groups. Lineage: Eukaryota; Euglenozoa; Kinetoplastea; Trypanosomatida; Trypanosomatidae. The transcript has a single exon. Gene Ontology annotation, cellular component: membrane. Gene Ontology annotation, biological process: phospholipid biosynthetic process.